UAUCUGUUCAAGCUUGGAAUUGCUCCUCAAAUACAGGAUUUACUGGGAAAAGUGGACUUCACUGAGGAAGAAAUCAGUAACAUGAGGAAAGAGCUGGAGAAAUAUGGGAUUCAGAUGCCUUCAUUUAAUAAAAUUGGGGGUAUUCUUGCUAAUGAGCUGUCAGUGGAUGAAGCUGCGUUACAUGCUGCAGUAAUUGCAAUUAAUGAAGCCCUAGACAAAGGCGUUGCUACCCAAACAAUGACUACUUUGAGAAACCCAAAUGCAAUUUUGUCUAAUGUUGAAGAAGGCUAUGCCCAGGAGUACCACAACAAACUUUCAGAAGCCAAGAAAAUAAAAGAAGACAAUGCAAAAUUAAAGAAUAACUCUAUUUCUGAAGAAGAAAGAGAUGUGUAUGAAGAACUGCUAACACAAGCAGAGAUACAAGGCCAUAUCAAUAAGGUUAACACCAAUAUAGCUUUAGUCCAAGUAAAUGAGGCCAUUGACAGGAAGGAUGAAGUGGCUUUGAUUAAAGGUCUGACACUUCCUAUUCUGAGCCUUUUUGAUGUUCAGCCGCAAAAUUCUCCCUGGUAUCUGACACAGAUGUGUAACACUAAAGACCAGAAAACCCAGAAAGCAGGUGCUCCCAGUGCUCUUGACAAAAGCGACAUUCAGAAAGACGUUAGUGUUGCCAAUAAAGAAGCUGAGUCUCACGUACUUAUGCUAGAAGCUAUUGAAAAAAUCAAUGCUGCGAUACGUAGCGGCGACUCUUCACAAACUCUGGUGUGUCUUGCGGUGCCAGAGGCUCAGCUGCCCACCGUUCAUCCAUUUGCUGAAACUUUAUAUCAGACUGAACUGACCAGCCUGCAAAAGCAAAACCCUACGAACCACUUGACACAGGAAGAGCUCUUUAUUGCCGUUGAGAUGAUAUCUGCUGUGGCUUUGGUCAAUCAGGCUCUUGAGACUAAGGAUGUAAACGCUGUCCAGACCCUCUUAGCCAGCCCAUCCAUAGCUUUAAAUUACCUAGAAGAAGACAACCUACAGAGAUAUGUUCAGAUGUUGUUGUCUAUCAAAAGAGAAGCGUUAGCUUGUGGUCAAAGCUUUUUAAAUUGGAAUGAAAUUCAGAACUGUGUUGAAACUGUGAAUAAUGAAGUCAAUGAGGAGAAUGAAAGGAUUAUCGCUGUUGGAGAAAUUAAUGAAGCCAUUGAAAAAGGAGUUCCUCAAAGUACACUAGAGGCACUUUUGUUGCCAACUGCCAAACUUCAGGAAGUUUGCCCAGAAAAUGCUGUUCAUUAUCAAGAUGUCCUCCAACAAGCCAAGACCCAGAAAUGCAAGGAAUCUAAUGAUGAAUCAGCUGCCCUUUGGAUUGAUGAAAUACAGAAAGGAAUUCACAAUGCUAACCAAGACACAGAGGAUUCCAAAAAAUUGGCAUCUGGGGUUGCUGAAAUAAAUCUGGCUUUGGAAAUGGAUAGUCCAGACCAGACUCUGCUGGCAUUACAGUCCCCCAAGACGGGCAUAAAAGGCGUGCUGGCUGAGUGUACCGAUACUUACCACCGGGAUCUGUCGGAAGCCAAGAAACAGAAGCCAUGUGAAGGAGCAGAGGACAGUGCAUGGAUGAAGAUAAAGCUAAAAGAUCAAUUUGAUUACUAUUACAAUAUUGAAACAUGUGAAGGAAGUUGGUUCCAACCUGAAGGGGUUACACCAAAGAGUUCCUGGCUAACCAGGGAAGAAAUAAAGACGAUUGUCGGUGAAAUUACGGCAGAUUAUAAUCGGGAACAGCUGUGGAUGGCCAAUGAAAGUCUCAUUACUCUCCUGCAAGCCCAGAUUAGGGGAUACCUGGUCAGGAAAGCAUUCAACGAAAGGAAAAAAUAUCUUCGUGAGCAAGAGCCUUUUACAAUCAAACUCCAGGCAUCUUGGAAAGGAUAUAAACAAAGGAAAUCCUACACAGACAGACUAAAAUUACUACAAGGAAAUAUUGUUGGUAUUGUUAAGAUUCAGUCAUGGUAUCGGAUGUUAAGAGCAAGAAAAGAAUACAAGAAAAGAUUGCAGUAUUUCAUGGAUCAUGAAAAAGAAAUAGUUAAAAUACAAGCAUUUCUUCGUGCUAAUAAAGCCAGAGAAGAUUACAGAACAUUAAUUAGCUCUGAACAUCCACCACUAAAUGUUGUGCGCAAGUUUGUUCAUCUUCUGGAUCAAAGUGAUUUGGACUUUCAGGAGGAGUUGGAGGUAACAAGGUUAAGAGAGGAAGUGGUCACGAAGAUUAGGUCAAACCAGCAGUUGGAAAAAGAUCUUAAUCUGAUGGACAUUAAAAUUGGACUGCUGGUGAAAAACAGGAUCACAUUACAGGAUGUUGUAUCCCACAGCAAAAAGCUAAACAAGAAGAGCAGAGGCCAAGUAGAGGAGAUGCUGACUGUGGAUAAACAAGGAAUUAAAGGGCUGAGCAAAGAGAAGAGAAAAAAACUUGAAGCAUAUCAGCACUUGUUUUACCUUCUUCAGACAAACCCCACCUAUUUGGCCAAGUUGAUAUUCCAGAUGCCGCAGAAUAAAUCAACCAAGUUUAUGGAUACAGUAAUCUUCACAUUAUACAACUAUGCAUCUAAUCAGCGGGAAGAGUACCUACUCCUCAAGCUCUUUGAGACUGCUCUCCAAGAGGAGAUAAAGUCUAAAGUUGAUCAAAUACAAGAUAUUGUAACUGGAAACCCAACAGUGAUAAAAAUGGUGGUUAGCUUUAACAGAGGUGCCAGAGGGCAGAACACACUUCGCCAGCUCUUAUCACCAGUAGUAAAAGAAAUCAUUGAGGAUAAAUCACUUAUUAUUAACACAAGUCCUGUGGAAGUAUACAAGGCAUGGGUUAAUCAGCUUGAAACAGCCACCGGAGAAGCAAGUAAGUUACCCUAUGAUGUUACGACAGAGCAAGCCCUCUCGCACCCCGAGGUUAUUAAUAAAUUAGAGUCUUCUAUCCAAAGUCUGCGAACAGUUACGGACAAAGUUCUGCAGUCAAUAUUCUCCUCACUGGAUCUCAUUCCCUAUGGAAUGCGAUAUGUAGCCAAAGUUUUGAAAAACUCAUUACAUGAAAAAUUUCCUGAUGCAACAGAGGACGAACUCUUAAAGAUCGUUGGGAACCUUCUGUAUUAUCGGUACAUGAAUCCGGCCAUUGUUGCCCCCGAUGGGUUUGACAUUAUUGACAUGACCGCUGGGGGGCAGAUACAUUCAGACCAGAGGAGAAACCUGGGAUCUGUGGCUAAAGUCCUGCAGCACGCUGCGUCCAACAAACUGUUUGAUGGCGAAAACGCUCACAUGUCUUCCAUGAACAGCUACCUGUCCCAGACGCACCAGAAGUUCAGGAAAUUCUUUCAAGCUGCCUGUGAGGUUCCGGAGCCUGAGGAGAAAUUUAACAUUGAUGAAUUCUCUGACUUGGUGACCCUCAGCAAACCUGUAAUAUACAUCUCAAUUGAAGAAAUUAUUAACACCCAUUCUCUGCUAUUAGAACAUCAAGAUGCCAUUUCCCCAGACCACAAUGACGUUCUUCAUGAGCUGCUUGAGGGACUUGGAACUGUACCCGAUGUUGAAACGUUCCUUGGGGAAGGUGCUGUUGACUCAAAUGACCCAAACAAGGAAAAUGCUCUUAGUCAGUUGGCCAAAACGGAAAUUUCCCUCUCUCUCACCAGCAAAUUUGAUUUACGGGAAGGGGAAGACAAAGACAUGAAGAGCCUGAUGAUAAAGACUAAGAAAUUAAUAGUAGAUGUGAUACGAACUCAGUCUGGUGAAACACUGAUAGAAAUCCUGGAGACGCCCGCAUCAAUGCCACAGGAAAAUGAACACUUAAAGGUAGUAGAAAAACGAGCAGCCUUAGACGCCAAGACUCCAGAUAAAAUGAAGCGCAGUCAGUCAGUUUUGGAAGAAGGUCAGCUUCCUUUGGAACAGAAGAAAAGGAAAAUUCUUCGAAAUCUACGAGUUUUAGAACAAGCUGGAUUAGUAACAGAGGGGACAAAAUACCAGGAGAUCAUCAAUGAGAUUACAAAGGAUAUUCGAAACCAAAGACGAUAUCGGCAGAGACGAAAAGCUGAGAUGGUGAAGCUUCAGCAAACCCUAAAUGCCCUUAACUCCAAGACAGCUUUCUUUGAGGAUCAGAUAAAUUAUUACAACACGUACAUUAAGACUUGUUUGGAUAAUUUAACUAGAAAGAAUUCAAGGCGCUCUAUUAAAGUGGAUGGGAAAGGGGAAGAGAAGAGCACAAAGAAAAAUAAACAGUCGUCCUUAAAAUACACUGCUGCCAGGCUACACGAGAAAGGUGUCAUUCUGGAGAUAGAGGGACUGCAGACUAAUCAGUUUAAAAAUGUUUUAUUCGACAUUUCACCCAGCGAUGAAGUUGGUGACUUUGAAGUUAAGGCCAAAUUCCUAGGUGUUGAGAUGGAAAAAGUCCAACUUCACUUUCAGGAUUUGCUACAGAUGCAAUAUGACGGCGUGGCUGUAAUGAAAAUGUUUGACAAGGCUAAAGUCAACGUGAAUCUUCUUAUAUUUUUACUAAACAGAAAAUUUUACGGAAAAUAAAACAUACAUGGGUUGAAGGGGGGGUAAUGAAAUCAAUAACAAGUUUUUUUAAAAAUUUAAUAUAUUAAUUACAAUCAUAUUGUGCGAAAUAAAUCUAUUUGAAUUUAAAAAAAAAAAAAAA
Molecule: messenger RNA, 4645 nt
Organism: Bombina bombina (fire-bellied toad)
Lineage: Eukaryota; Metazoa; Chordata; Amphibia; Anura; Bombinatoridae
Gene: IQGAP2
Product: IQ motif containing GTPase activating protein 2
Exons: 33
Coding region: 82-4524 (1480 amino acids)
Biological process (GO): regulation of GTPase activity; regulation of actin cytoskeleton organization
Cellular component (GO): cytoplasm
Molecular function (GO): GTPase activator activity; calmodulin binding; actin filament binding
Source: RefSeq, a predicted model, not a curated record